AUGAUCUUUCUUGGCGCUUUAUUAAAUGUAUUGUUUACAAUGCGUAUUCCAUACUUAAAUAUACCAUGUAUAGUAAAUGAAACAUGUUUUCAUGGACAAUGUAUUCAUGUUGAUGAUUAUCUUAUUAAUUGGUAUGAAUUUUGUUUAUGUGAUCAUUCUUAUUCUGGUUAUGAAUGUAAUGAACAAACAAAAUUAAGUCGAACUGAUUGGUUCAUCAUUUUAAUAUGUUUAAUUUCAUGUUUAUUUAUUUGUUUUUGUCUUUUAUGUAUUCCAUUUUUCUACAGUUUUUUAAAAGAUGAUUUUUAUCCACAAAUAAUCGAAUGUACACGUUCAACACCAUAUGUUGAAGUUAGUUCACCAAAUUCUGUUAAACUUACAGGUAUGCGAAUUUAUCGAAUACCAUCUGAACAUUUAUCACGACGACAAACGAUUAUUGAUGGACUUAUACCAUUACAUACAAUAUCAUCACUUGCAUAUUUAACUCAUUUUAGCAAUCCAAGAUUUCAGAGAAGAAAUGAACAAAUACAUACAUCAACAAAUGAAUUUAAUUGA
Molecule: messenger RNA, 552 nt
Organism: Adineta steineri
Lineage: Eukaryota; Metazoa; Rotifera; Eurotatoria; Adinetida; Adinetidae
Source: the annotation of a GenBank genome assembly